Molecule: messenger RNA, 1707 nt
Organism: Podarcis raffonei (Aeolian wall lizard)
Lineage: Eukaryota; Metazoa; Chordata; Lepidosauria; Squamata; Lacertidae
Product: protein mago nashi homolog
Exons: 1
Coding region: 431-796 (121 amino acids)
Biological process (GO): RNA splicing
Cellular component (GO): catalytic step 2 spliceosome; nucleus; exon-exon junction complex
Source: RefSeq, a predicted model, not a curated record
GGGGUGGUCAGAGGCGAUACCGACCCCCUGUGCCUACCCACCCUCGCAGAAUCGUGGGGUUGGCAGGGAACCACGAGGGUCAUCCAGUCCAGCCCCCUGUGAGGCGGGAAUCUUUUGUCCAACGUGGGUCUCGAACUCGCAACCCUGAGAUUCAGAGCCGGGUUUACCUGUAGCACGGCUACCGGCGUCGGAAGACUUGUAACAAGUUCAAGGACUCGUCGCCGCUGCCAAUUUCUCCCAAAGCGUUUUUUUAAAAAGCAGAAAUCAAGUUUGCCGUCUGGCUGCUAGAGAGCCGGGUUCAGAUCUCGACUCGGCCAUGGAAUUUGACAGAACCUCAUAAGGCUGUCGUUGUUGAGAUACAGGGGCAUUAGGGUAAAAAAUAUAAUAGAGGCAGCGGGUGUCUCUGCGGGCCAGUGUGGCAUAUGCGGCCAUGGCAAGUGACUUCUAUCUGCGUUAUGUUGGGCACAAGGGGAAGUUCGGCCUAGAGUUCGAGUUCCGCCCUGACGGGAAACUGAGAUAUGCAAACAACAGCAAUUAUAAAAGCGAUGUCAUGAUCAGAAAAGAAGCCUAUGUACACAAAAGUGUGAUGGAAGAGCUAAAGAAGAUAAUCAAUGACAGUGAAAUCAUGAAAGAAGAUGAUGCAUCACGGCUGCCUCCUAACAGAGUUGGCCGGCAGGAGCUUGAAAUUGUAGUUGGUGAUGAACACAUCUCUUUUGGUUCUCUUAUUGAUGUAAAUCAGUCCAAGGAUCCAGAAGGUCUCAGAGUGUUUUACUACCUUGUCCAGGACCUCAAGUGACUCGUCUUCAGUCUCAUUGGAUUAAGAUUGUUGUUGAGUCGUUUAGUCGUGUCCGCCUCUUCGUGACCUCAUGGACCAGAGCACGCCAGGCCCUCCUGUCUUCCACUGCCUCCCGCAGUUUGGUCAAACUCAUGCUGGUAGCUUUGAGAACACUGUCCCACCAUCUCGUCCUCCAUCAUCCCCUUCUCCUUGGGCCCUCCAUCUUCCCCAACAUCAGGGUCUUUUCCAGGGAGUCUUCUCUUCUCAUGAGGUGGCCACAGUCUUGGAGCCUCAGCUUCAGGAUCUGUCCUUCCAGUGAGCACUCAGGGCUGAUUUCCUUCCGAAUGGAGAGGUUUGAUCUUCUUGCAGUCCAUGGGACUCAAGAGUCUCCUCCAGCACCAGAAUUCAAAAGCAUCCAUUCUUCGGCCAUCAGCCUUCUUUAUGGUCCAGCUCUCACUUCCAUACAUCACUACUGGGGAAACGAGAACUUUUACUAUAGGGACCUUUGUUGGCAAGGUGAUGUCUCUGCUUUUUGAGAUGCUGUCUAGGUUUGUCAUCGCUUUUCUCCCAAGAAGCAGGCGUCUUUUAAUUUCGUGUCUGCUGUCACCAUCUGCAGUGAUCAUGGAGCCCAAGAAAGUAAAAUCUCUCACUGCCUCCAUUUAAGAUUAAGCCAAUUUAAAUUGUAUGGAUUUAAAUUUGUACUGUAAAGUUUCUUUCGGUGUUUCUUUCCAUUCCUUAUCUCUCACUGGUUUUAUGUGUGUCAGAUUUUUUACAGAGUGAAUUUAAGAAAUGCUAAAAAGCUUUUAUUCCCUUUAAAAAAAAAAGAAUAGGAGCAGCGGUACGAUAGAGGUUUCACACUUAUUUGGUGAUGGCACACCCCUCGCUGGUAUCGUUCACCAGUUUUGUCCCGGUCCCUGAGCCGUGUUCCUUCU